Funneliformis geosporum is the source of this 716-nucleotide messenger RNA. Lineage: Eukaryota; Fungi; Glomeromycota; Glomeromycetes; Glomerales; Glomeraceae. The record is from the annotation of a GenBank genome assembly.
CGGCUUUGAGAUUCUUUUAUACGUUUCAAGGCGGUAAUAAACCAAUUUAUUUGUGUAGAAGUACCGAUGUGGUGGCUCAUGUCGCAGGUCACGCUUUCUUGGAUACCUUGCAACCUAAUUGGCAAGCUAAUGGACAAACUGGCGCUUUCCAUGAAGCUUUUGGUGAUUUAUGUAGUUUAUUUGUCCUCAUCUCUAUGGUAAGUAUGGAAACGAAAAAAAAACCCCCCGAGAAUAAUGAAAAAAAAAUGUUAACACCAACGAAUUUAAGAGCCCCAGACAAUUUCUUAUCGGCAAUCGGGGAAGAAUGUGGUGAUACGUUGUACAAAAAUAAAGGAAAAGGGUUAAGGAUUUUAUCCAACACGUUUAAAGGUUCUGAAGUUGGGUCUGAAGUACAUGAUUUAUCGAUGGUUUUUAGCGGAUUCUAUUAUGAUGUAUUGGCUGAUAUAUUCGCAUUGGAAAGAAAUCCAACCGUUAGGGGUGAUACCGAAACGUUAAUGACCGUUGGAGCUUACUUACGAAGAGUCCUCAUAAUUGCAAUACGUGUUUCCUCUCAUCAACCAACGCGAACAAAAUUCCAGGAGAUUGCAACUAAUUUGGAUAUCGCAAUUGGUACUUUAAGCAGAAAAUUAGGAGUGGAUUUAACCAGUUGGAGACAAAUCGUACAAAAACAUGCAAAAGCAAGAGAAUUAUCAAUUGCUGGAAGACGACAUUUUUAA